Molecule: messenger RNA, 10085 nt
Organism: Spirometra erinaceieuropaei
Lineage: Eukaryota; Metazoa; Platyhelminthes; Cestoda; Diphyllobothriidea; Diphyllobothriidae
Source: the annotation of a GenBank genome assembly
AUGAUACGAGACAUCGUGGUUGCUCUGAAUCUCCUCGUCGCCGGCUGUCUGGCUGACCAUGGUGAGAAUCAAACUUUUGAAAAUUUUCAUAAUGCCCGUACGGCUCCGCUUUUGAAGCAAGCGUAGGAUUUAAGCACGUGAAAUCAAAAUUUCCUAUCUAAAAAUCGGUUUAAAUUAACUCGAUAUAGUUUUAUUCUAUGAGGACCCUUUGCCGAUCAGUUAUUUCAGCGCCCACAUCGUUGAAUGAUUACAAAUUAUUUGCGUCAGGUAUUUUUGUCUGAUAAGACCGAUGAAUGGAAAAUUUUUCAUUGAAGGGCUAUGUUUCAUUGAGUAGCCAUCAGAUACUGCGCCGUAAGACAACCAAACCCCAAUCUGGAGGGGCAUAUCGCCUCUCAGGGAAGCAAAAGUUAGAAGUCCGGAUCAUGAAUAUUUUUCUACUGACUCCAGAGGUAACUCUUAGAAGAUAAAAUUCAAACUGCGAUUGACAAUUUAAAUGGAUUCUCGCGUCAGUCGAUCUCUACAAGACCUCAACAAACACGUUGUAAAUACAGCUUAUACUUUUUUAAGGAGUUGAUGUCUAAACCUAAAUACAGCAAAAUGUCCAUUUCCAGUGCAAUGAACACGAUAUGAUUUCCAGACGUCCAGUCUUCAGAAAUACAGGAAAUUAAAUACUAGAGCAUACUUUGAGAUAUGGCCUAUGGUACUAUUUACUCCAUAUGUGUUUAACGGGAAUCGUACGUUAUUUUGAGAAAAAAUCAUAUAUUACUUCUGAUUCGAAAGUAGUUUGGGACAGAUAAAAGUUAUAGGACAAAUAUGGCAAACGAAUAAUUAUUUAACGAUGGUAUUCUUAAAGCUUUGCGCGAGAGGACAGAGGAAUUUUACUGCAGAUACAAGAAUUUAAAUAAGAUCGUAUUUUCCGAAAAUUUGGUACGCUAAAAUAUGUUUUUGGUUGAAAGAAAUUUCCAAAAUGAGAUUUAAUGCUUAUUGACCUGAAGCUAGUUCUGAAGGGAUUCUUUCGAUUAAAGAUGUUCGAUUGUGAAUAAGAAUAGACACAUGCACUUGAAUAGUUAGAUAUCGCGAUAUUUUCAUUUAUUUCUAACGUCAUUAUUAGUCUGAACAUAUACUGCCAAACAUAUGCUAGAACAACCAUUGCUCACGCCUUUUGGGGUAAAUCACAUCUUUAAAUUCCUAACUUCCGAAAACAUGUAUCAUUCGAUCUGAGAACGUUUAUCCACGAAUAACUUCAAACACAAACUGGGGUUUCGCUGGAACUUUGGGUUUCCGAAGCACACGCUUCAAACUGUCCCUUAAAGAGAAAUCGUACAUUCCGUCGUGCCAUUCAGGAGAUAUCAUUUGGAGCUCAUGGAACUUAUAAUCAAAUCUACUCGACAUUCAUAAUACAAUAGCCGCAUUAAUAACAGCACAGAUCUAAAAACUUCCCUAAUCAAAAACCGUUUGUGGUAGAAAAUGAGCCCUUCUCACACACGGCACUUUAAUAUGACGUAAUGUUUACAAAUGUAGUUUAAUUAGGGAUCCUUUUCAAGUAUUUCUACAAAAUAUGUUUUAACAUCGGAGAGGAAUAGAACAUUAGUAUUGAUUUUAUUAGCGUUUUUCGCAGCAUGGCCUUCGAUUGUGGUCAGAAAGCCAACAUACUAAGAUGACCUAAGACUAUUUCCCAUAUCAGUGGGCAUUGCAAUCUCACUCAAGUAAUCUCUCUAACUGAAAUUACAGGUUCCUGUUUUAGCAACAGAUUUAUGACUUUGAUCGGGGACAAUAUAAAUUUCAUAAAUAGGGAAACUUAACUUUUGCACGCCAAUUUUGGAGGAAACUUCGUCCUUCAACGCAGAAAUUUGCUUUGCAAUGUUGCUCACGAAAAAAAACUUCUCAGUAGCCCCACUUGGACUUGCUGAAAUAUUUUCCCUAAUACCUAAUAAUGACUUAUACAGAUGACUAUGCGCAUGCAGGGAACAACUACGAUCCCGACUAUCCUGCAAAGUGUCUGAGCCUUUUGGUCUGGAGGCAUUAGACCUUACUGCCUUACAGAAUGUGACCCCUGCGUCCGCUGUUGGUAGUUCCAAAGCCACGGGGCUAAUUCCGGCCACGAAAUCUGAGGCGUAUUAUAUCGCAAGAGCACUUCACGUGCCGGCCUAAGCUAGCUGAUUUACAGACACAACAACCAUUUCCUGAAUAACCACAGUCCAUCGCAGACGCAACGAUUUGUUAAUGCCACAGGGAUCGGAGCUUAUUUCCUAGCCUUAAACGCAGUAGACUAGCCCCGGCCUAACCCCUAAACUCUAACCCCAACCCCUAACCCCAAUCCAGAACGCCUAACCCUAGCCCAAAACACCUAACCACAACCCCUGACCCUAACCCCUACACCCAAUCCAUAACCAUUAACCCCAACCCCUAACGCCUAACCCUAACCCCAAACCCGAGUCCCUAAUACCCAACCCCCAUCUCUUAACCCCAAACCCCAACCAACAACACCUAACAGCUUACCCUAGCCCACCACUUCUGACCCUAACCCCUGACUUCAACCCCUAAUAGGUACGGCUACAAAAUAGAAUCCUGCUGCAGCAGUCUUUUUACCCGUUCUGUUUUGUCUUCUUUAUAGGUUUGCAAUGGUCCUACGCAAACAGCCACACCAACCCAAGCAACUGGGCUCGUCUUAAACCCGUGAUGUGUUCGGGGUGGGCUCAAUCUCCAAUCGCCCUGGACUCUGAUACGGCCACAUACUUGGGCGCAGAAAGUGAGGCCGCAGUUAACAUCUCUGUGCACGGCUCAAUGGAUUCAAUGACAUUCAGUGCCACUAACAACGGACAUUCCUGUGAGUCGUCCAAUUAUGUCCAGACUGUUUUAGAGUAGUGAAAAUUCCAAUAGCAAAGUUCAGAGGACAAAGUGGCGCGCAAACGUUGUUUUCGAUAGCUUCUCUUCAGGCCGGUACACUUAUAUGACAGCGGGAAACAGAGACUGAAAAAAAUCGAUAAAAGUUAGUUUUAAAAGCACAGCCUAGGCAAGAGCGGAAGGGCGCAGAAAGUUGUACGUUGGUUAGUCAAUCUUUGACCACGGUAAGCGCGGAGCCUGAACGAGGUUCAACUGGGCACAGAGGGUCGGUCUCCGUAACCUGAUGGCGGCCGCUUCUGCUGUUGCUAACAGGCGCUGGCCCAGUAGCUUAGAGUAGCUGGAGUGACCUUAUAUAUCACACCAAAUGCUUUGGCGGGAUCCAUACGAUGUCCCGAAUCAAUAACUUGCGCGAGAAUGGCGCUGCUUAUGCCAAGCUGGGAAGUGUUCGCGUAUUCUCUUGGAUAGGUGCCCACUAGUGCCACCAAUAUGACCUGCUCCACAGGAGCAAAUGAAUGGGUAGAUGCACAUUGGGGUUGUCUGAGGUGGGAGCCUAUCCUUGCCUUCUCCGCUUAAAAUAGGGUUAGUAGAGAAUGAUAUGUGAACCCUUGCUGCUGGGAAGUUUCUCGAGACAGGUUGAUCAAGGCGUCUUCUUAAGAGUUCACUCGCAGCAUCUCCUUAGAAAGGAACUUUGAGGAACAAAGUUUUCUUUUUGGAGGUCAGUGUGGUGGCUGGCAAAAGGUGAAACUAGGAGAAUAAACAGCGCCAUCUUUGCGCAUGCUGUGGAUUCAGGGCAUCGUGUGUGUCCGCUGAAGGAUUUCGUGUGUUUUAUAGCGUCCCCUUGAAAUACAGUAAGCUACUGGAUCAGCGUUUGCUAGCAACAGCAGAAGCGGUCGUCAUCAGGUUACGAAGACCGAGCGUCUGUGCCCAGAAGAACCUCGUUCAGGCUCCGCGCUUACAGCGAUCUAGGGCUGACUAACCAACAUACAACUUUCUGCGCACUUCCACUCUCACCCUGACUGUGUUUUAAAACUAACUUUUAUCGAUUUUUCAAUCGUUAUAUCCCGUCUCCAUAUAACCGUAUUGGCCUGAAGAUUAGUUAUCGAAAGCAAAUUUCUCUCGCCACUUUUUCUUCUGCCCAGACUCUCACAUACUCCCAAUGAUGUGUAUGCAGUACGGGUUAACUAAUUUCUAUACGCGUCCCAGUUCUUGUCUCUGACCGCGUGAAAGAUGCUCAUGUGGGUGUUGACGAAAUGUGUCAUGUGUUAUUAUCACUCAGUGUGUGAUGCUUUCUUCUAUUUCCGUUUGUUGCAGUGGCAAUAGCCAUUCCAGAGGAAGUAUGGAAGAUCACACUAAAUAACAAGGCAAAGAACUAUUACAAAGUUAGUCAAUUUCACUUCCACUGGGGAAGUGAGAAUGAGAGGGGUUCGGAACACACGCUGGACGGCCGGACUUUCCCGCUAGAGGUUUGUCUAACGUUAGAUGUCGAUUUUAAAACGUCCUCUAACGUAUGUAUUUACUUGGCAUUGUUGAUCACUCGGAAAAAGUGCACAUUUAUACACCGUGCUCCAAGUCGUUGAGCGCAAUCUACAUGACCUUGGACCGUUUCACAGUCAGGGGUGAACUUUCAAACAAUUUUCUCAAAAGAAAAUACAUGAAUGGACACACGACGGUUCAAUCGUCGCUGCGGCGUUGUUAAACGUGUGCUCCACUGAAAGGUGAAGCAGACACGAUGACUUGCUUGUGAAUGCGGACUUCCAGAGCAUCUACCACACCCUCUUCUCCUCCCCACCCACCAGAGCCCGGUGUCAAGAGAGAGUCAAGAAGAGCGGAGGCCGGGGGGAGGGCGCGAAUGUAUGCUACGGCCGAGCCCGCACCUUGGCGUUCCACUCCACACCCUCUGGUCCACACAGCAAAUAACCAGAAUUUUAACGAACAACAACAACACCCAGCAGGGGUCCGAAGGACGAGGAUGAUGACUGGGCAGCCAUGCCCACCACCUGUAUACCCAGCAGUAGCGCAAGUGCAUCUAACGGCAAGGAGCCAGUUGUCAGAGAACUGCUAGUGCAUACUAGGCCGCGAGGGCCGUGUUUUGCUGAUCCUGGCAUAGCGAACGCUUACAUACCUUUAGACACACACACACACACACGACAGUUCGACCGUCGAUUUCGACGAUGUCCACCGUGUGCCCCACAGACCGCAUUGUGGGAGCAGGGACGGUGACUUGCGCAGGGGUUUAUAGUGCUGGUAGACUUGCGCUGCAUCUACCUACACUCUCUCCUCCUCCCCCGCCUGAGCCCGGUGUCAAGACCAAGUCAAGAAGACCGGAGACGGGGGAGGCUGCAGGUGGAUGGCUCGGACGGAUCCUCGCCUUGGCGCUCCACUCCGCACCCCUUGGUCCACACACAAAUGACCAGGAUUUUGACCACAAAACAAUGGGGUGGCGGCAGUGGUCCAGUUGAGCGACAAAUGCCGACAACAGGGUCCGACAGCGCACCCCGCAAAUGUUGGCAUUUGUAAUUGCGCACAGAUAACGCCUGCCAGAGUCCGAUUUGGCCCCCGUGUUGGUCCAGCGCAUCUAACACGUGGCCCGUUUUGAGGGCAAACACACACGCACACGCGUAUAUAUAUGCUGGAAAGUAAGCACCCGAAGAAAUGUGGGCUGACGUCAAAAGGGUCCGUUGGGAAAAUUAAGCAAAUUUAUCCUUUAAGCCUUUCGGUGGCUGCGAUGCAGUUUAUUGUGAUCAAACAAAGAAAUCUGCUAAAAGCGAAGAUGCGAGUUCCAGGAACUAGUUGAUCAGACGACGAAGCGAUCGUUGGAACAAGGUCUUUAUUCGCCUGACGUUUCGGAUUCUCACUUGCAUCCAUCAUAAAGUGAGAAUCCGAAACGUCAGGCGAAUAAAGACUUUGUUCCAGCGAUCGCUUCUUCUUCUUUUGAUCAAAGAAAUCUGCCUCUGCACGCAUUCAGCAAUAUAAACUGUCAGAAAAAGCGCGACCCACGUGACUACGCAUACUCAUGGCACUGGGCACACCUUCGCGUUGGGAAAACUUCGCACUGUCGGCUUGAGCUCCUUUAAAGGAGAUCAAAAGUUAUUCCAGGCCAUGCAUUCAGAUAAAUUAUGCGUCAGUUUGCGUACUGAGUUGGAUGCCACGCUGUAGUUGGUGUCAUACGACGUGAUUCUUACGUGAACUGUACAAGUCCCUGACUGGAGCUCACUUUUGCACAACCGUUUCUAAGGAAAAUAUUUACAUGUGUAGUAAGGGUUAAGCCCAUGCGUGGGGUAAGGAAAAACCAUGGGAACCGCAUUAAAAAUAUUAUUAAAAGUAGGCGUUCUUCGGUAGAAGUUUGCUCAGCCCGUCGCCGUCAGAAUCACUUUCUUUGUCCCGCUGAGGGGCUAGUACUGCUGAAAUGUGGAUAUCGGCUCAUUGUUCUGACUCCCCACACAUAAUCCUUUAGCAAUAGUAAAGCUUACUUAUAAAACAAGUUCCGCAAAAUAGAGCAAUCAAGUAGUGAAAAUGUUCAAAAUAUUGUUAGAUGGAAUGCAAACGUUUCCAGUUCAACAAAAGUGUUAAAACGUUGGUGAAUUUGUUAAAAAAAUUUUUACUCCUCUCAUUUACGUAAUCCUUGUUUAUAUGCAUAUGUGCAUUCACUGACUAGGCUACGAGACACGUUGAUAGUGUUGCAACUUAGGGUUAGAUCUAGAGGUCUGACUGACGACGACUUAAAAGCCAUAAACUGCUAUCUUUGCCUCACCUGCUUUUGUCAGUAUUCUGCCUUCUGCGGACACAUUCAAGCAGUGGGGAGACGAUUAAGUCUGAAGGGUGGUUGCUGCUUCGUCCAUACGAAGCUUGUUUGUUUCGGGAAGCCCAUUCCUGAGUGCCCACAUACAAGUUCUUUAAAACCGAAGUGUACUCCUUCUUCAAGUAUAAGACUUUAUGAUGACGUAAUUUACUGCCGAUGGAGUAUCAAAAGAAUGUUUUGCUCAUGUCUUCUAUAUUAUAUAUUUGCAUUUAUAGCAGCGCUGAGCAUUAACGCAAGCGAUUAAUAUUACGUAAGUAGCCAGUUCUUACAGAGUUUAAUUUAGUCAGACAGUUGAAAAGAAGCCGGUUCAGAAGACGCCAUACUGCCGUGAUUUAAAUACCUUGCGAUCUUCUCGAGUACUUAUUAAUAUUUUUAACCCACCUUAAUAAUCUUUUUUUAAAAUUGCAUACAUAUCGGGAGACGAUUAAGUCUGAAGGGUGGUUGCUGCUACGUCCAUACGAAGCUUGUUUGUUUGGGGAAGCCCAUUCCUGAGUGCCCACAUACAAGUUCUUUAAAACCGCAAUGUACGCCCUUUUCACGUAUAAGACUUUAGGAUGACGUAAUCUACUGCCAAUAGAGUACAAAAAGAAUGUUUUGCUCAUGUCUUCUAUAAAAUAUACUUGAAUUUAUAAGAGCACUGCGAAUUAACGCAGGCGAUUGAUAUUACGUAAGUGGCCAUUUCUUGCAGAGUGUAGUAUAUUCAGGUAGCUGAAAAGAAGCUCGUCCAGGAGAAGCCAUCCUGACGUGACUGAAAUAAUUAUUAAUACUUCAAACCUACUUAAAUAAUCUUUCUCGAAUUGAAUACAUGUUCCAGAAUUUCAGUUAAAAUUUCAUAAGAUAAUACAUCUACUAUAUGCUUUAACCAGAAAAUAUGCUCCACUUUUACCAAUGUAGAAACCGCACCCUUGAUGCAAUGCUGACCACAAUUUCUGCUAACAGGCUUCUUUAAAAAAUAUCCCAGUCAGUCGUAGCUACCACUGCCUUGUCUUUCAGUCGACAGUACCAUCGGUAAAACAGAUGAGCAGAUGAAGGAUUUCCCAAUGAAACCCCUGUCGACCUUUUCAUUUCGGAGUGUUCCACAACAGGGCGUAAUUUGCAGUUUCACAAACACGUUCACUUAAAAGACCCACCCAUUCUCCUUUUCAUUCCUAGAUGCACAUCGUCAUCUACUCUUCCAUGUACGCCAGUCUCACAGCUGCGCAAGCCUCUCCAGGAGGUCUGGCUGUGAUUGGCGUCUUUUUCCAACUAACCACUGAUCAAGCCAAAUCCAGUCUUGCACAAAUGGGCAACCUUUUGUCGAAUAUCGGCGAGCUCACUACAGCAAAUUCGAAAAUUGAGGUGAAUUCGUUUGACCCCAGUGUCCUCCUGCCCGAGAACAAGAACGAAUUCUUCCGCUACUCGGGUUCACUCACUACGCCGCCCUGUACAGAGAACGUCCAGUGGACGGUGAUGAGGAAUCCCCUCCUCGUGACUAGUGAUGAUGUAAGUCCCCAUUCCGUCUCCCAGCAACGGUAUAGAGAAGGACCCCAAUUAACUGUCAGUAGACUGUGGAUCGUGUCAUAUGGGGUUUUGUCUUGACAUACGUUUGUAGGCUGCUGCAGCAACUACACUGCCAACAGCGAUUACUUCCCACGACCUCACACCUUAACCCAAAAUCCGUUAUUUUGUGAAAUUUACUGGCUGUUUAUCGUUUAAUUACUAUUCUCAUUUCCGUUGUCGUACAACAGCGUAGGAUACGACUGUCGGCAGAAAUCCGGUUAAUUUUGUGUUUUCUUUCAUUUUGACAACUUACUGUCUAGCGAACUGCCCCACCCAUAAAACUCCCUUUACCAUAACUCACCUAUGACACGAUCAAUAUUUUACUGACAGUUACUUGGGGUCCUUCUCUAUACCGUUGCCCGUCUCUAUUCUGUCCGUGCUUACGCUUUAAUCAAGUAAGACGAAACAGCAGGUAGGGUUGUGGCACUACGGAUAGUGGCAGGGAUGGUGAUUUCACACGCUUCGCGUACAGGGCGAGGCCGCUUUCUGGAUCCCUUCAUUUUGAUGGCAAACCUGUGUGCUCUACAAAUGCACACGGAUUAAGCAUAGGCGACCGGUUUAUGGAGUCACAGGUUAUCAGAAGAUCAGAGCAGAGAACACUCCGAACUCGUAUUGGGAUGCAUGAAAUAAUGAAGUAGAGUAUGUUUGUAACCUCAUGAAAUACUAACUGAAAUUCCAAAAUAUGCUUUCGAUUCAAAAAGAUCACUUAAGCAGCGUUGUGAUGUAACGUUGUAACCAUCAGGUAUUUCAGUCAUGUCACGACGUCGGUUUUUGAAUUAACUCCUUUUAGGCCACUUGGAAAAACUACACUUUGUACUAAAUGACUGCUUAACUAGUGCGCAUUUUCCUCAUUUAUUUUUGAUGCCCCCAAAAAUUCAAAUUUACUAUACAAAAAGCAAGACCGACAUAUUUUCUCCUGCACUCAUUUGAUGCAAAAUUUGCAUCUUAAAUGUUUUUGAUUUAUCUGUCAUUGAACUUACAUUCACAGUUUCCAAUCUAUAUGCUGCAUACAUUCUGUGGCAGGAAUAUUGCAUAUUCCCCUAUUAUAUUAGGAAGAUAUCAUAAAAGAUUUAUAAAAUUUUGCAAUAGAUGUUGACGGGUUUGUAAACCUUACUUAUGACAUAAACAGGCAUGCUGCUACGACACUGUGAGUGGACAUUUCACGGUCUUAGGAAAUCUCACAUUUAAAAACUUUUUAAAAACAAAAGGUAUGGUCUCUUCAAUUAGAAAAUAUGGCGAUGUAAUUUGCCACGAAAUGAAUAUAAGCAAGAAUUUUUAUGCACAUUUUUAUAAAAUGUAAUUAAAUUUACAGAUGUAUCUAAAAUCAAUUUAAAAAAUGCCCUCCACAUUUGUAGUUAUUUUAGGAGAGAAUAGUUAUUGUACGCGCCUGAAACUAAGCUUAUUUAAAAGCUAUCUUUUUGAUAUGACUGAAAGUUCUUCCGACUGUGCUCUAGGAUGGUUAGCCUUACAGCCAUAUCUAAGUAAUCUUUUCGAAUAAAGCAUAUUUUAGAUUUUUGAUUUACAUUUCAUGAGAUGAUUCGUCUGCUGUAUUGAUGCUCAUCUCUGCGUGUCUGUUAUCCUGUCUACAAUUACUCCUGUGAUCAAAUUAGUGACUGACAAGAUUGCCUGUCAAUAAUUUAAAAUAUUCGCCUAAUUCAACCCAAUAAAACCUGACCCACUCUUUUCCUACUCCCUGAAAUCAUAGCUGGAGCUUCUGCGAAACCUCCGUUUCGGAGACAGUGAUGGCGGAAAGCCGAUGCAGGAUAACUUUCGCCCGCUUCAACCGCUAAAUCCCGUUCAAGCUGCGCAGCCGCGAGUGUUGUUUAAAUCCUGGUCGGCGGCUUCACGUCCACUUGCGACUGUCCUUUUUUUAGUCAGCCUGGUUUUCAUGCUUUCCAGUUGA